CUCACAACUCUCAUCCAUCAUUUCAAUCAUCAUGGCAGGAAUUAAUUGUUUGUCACAUAUUUUCCGCCGCAACAAACAGCCAAAGCAAAAAUUCCCCAAUGAAGAGAAAGUCAAUCUUGUGCCACUGGACAGCACUGUUAAAAAGCCCCCCACAAAGACGGAAUCGACUCAAGCCCCCCAGACCGAACCACAGACUCGACAUGUCCAUAUCUAGGCCUCGAAAUGGGACCGCAAGGACCGCAAACCAAACCGGACCAGACCGUUGUGGUCCGGUCUUUGGUGCGACACCUAAGGACCGCAGUGCGGUCCUUGGAUUUUUAGGACCGCACCACAGUGGUCCAGUUAAGACCGGCGGUCCUACAAACAGGACAAACAUAGAAAUUCUGUGAUAUGCAUAUUUUAUGCAAAUCUAUCUGUAUUUUCAAGUAUUUUGCUUACGGAUUAGUUGAAAUAUUAGAUGAAUACUCAUGUAGAUAUCAUAUAAGCAAAUUUUAGAUUAAAAUGGGGGUUUUUUUUUUAUUCGUUGGUCUGUUAGAUUGAUAACUAUUCAUACACAAAAUCUUCACGUCUCAAGCGCUUUGGAAGCCGCCCUGAUGAGCGCCUCUGAGUACUACUAUCACCUUGCAGGUAGCUAUUAUCAGGUAGAGGAAUCUCAUCAGCUUCAUCUAAUCCAAGUAAAGGACCCGACUC
Molecule: messenger RNA, 690 nt
Organism: Aspergillus ruber CBS 135680
Lineage: Eukaryota; Fungi; Ascomycota; Eurotiomycetes; Eurotiales; Aspergillaceae
Exons: 1
Coding region: 201-389 (62 amino acids)
Source: RefSeq, a predicted model, not a curated record